CUCGGGCAGCGGGGACCCGGGUGAAGAGCUGGGGGCGGAGCGGCGGUGCCCAGCGCGCCGGGGAGGCAGGCAGGCCGGCGGGCGAGGGGCGACGGCGGGCCGGGCCGCGCUGCGCUGCCGGGGCCGGCUGGGUGGUGGGGGGCGCUGCCGUCUCGCCGCCGGGCGUCGUUUCUGCCGGGCGGUCGCGGCGCCGGGCGGGGCCGGAGCGGCUCGGGGCCGCCCGCGGGGCAGACCCCGGCGCCGCCGCCGGCGGGGCCGGGAGGAGCCCGACUCCGUUGCCGCCCUCCCCUCCGUGCACACGCACGUCGCACGCUCCGCUCGGCGAACGCCCCCGUCCUCGCCGAAAGCUGUUGCUUUUUUUUUUUUAAUCACCCUCCCUCCUCUCUUCUCCUCCCCUCCCCUCCGCUUUAACGAGAAGAAAAGUCUAUUGGAUUUGGAUUUAAUGUGUUUCCUUGGGGUCGGAAGAAACUCCUGCCUGCUGGAUCUGGUUUAGACGCCCGACAGACAAGAAAUGCUGUUUGUAUGAACGUAGUCGCUGGUUUCAUGGAGGCUGUGGAGAGAGUCUGGGAGACCGAAAGUUUUUAAGGUCCUCACAGAAGUUUCUUUGUUCGGUCGGAGAAGAUCCUUGUGGAUGGUUUAAUAAACUCUGUUCUGCUUCCUGGUGAUUCUGUGGUCCAAGUUCAGAAACUGAUUCAGACUCCUAUGGUGUGAAUUGGCAGUGGUGGAGUGAUUCGGAAUGUUGGCUUUGAAAGCUCAGGGAAGAAGCAGCAGGGAGAAAAAGACACAGUGUGCCUGAAAAUGACAACAAAGCGCAAUUUGUUUGUGCGGCUGGUGCCAUGCCGCUGUCUGCGUGGAGAGGAGGAAACAGUCACUACGCUUGAUUAUUCUCACUGCAGCCUGGAGCAGGUGCCUAAGGAGAUUUUUACUUUUGAAAAGACCUUGGAAGAACUCUAUUUAGAUGCUAAUCAGAUUGAAGAGCUUCCAAAGCAACUUUUUAACUGUCAGUCUCUGCACAAGCUGAGUUUGCCAGACAAUGAUCUAACCACAUUGCCAGCAUCCAUUGCAAAUCUCAUUAAUCUCAGGGAACUGGAUGUCAGCAAGAAUGGCAUACAGGAGUUUCCAGAAAAUAUAAAAAACUGUAAAGUCUUGACAGUUGUUGAGGCCAGCGUUAAUCCAAUUUCAAAGCUUCCGGAUGGAUUUUCCCAACUGUUAAACCUAACGCAGCUGUACCUGAAUGAUGCUUUUCUUGAGUUUUUGCCAGCCAACUUUGGCAGACUAACUAAACUCCAGAUAUUGGAACUUAGAGAAAACCAAUUAAAAAUAUUGCCAAAAACCAUGUCCAGACUGACUCAGCUGGAGCGACUGGACUUAGGAAGUAAUGAAUUCACAGAAGUGCCUGAAGUACUUGAACAACUGAGUGGGCUAAAGGAAUUUUGGAUGGAUGGUAAUAGACUAACACUUAUUCCAGGGUUUAUAGGCACUUUGAAACAACUGACCUACUUGGAUGUUUCUAAAAACAACAUUGAAGUAGUUGAAGAAGGUAUUUCAGGUUGUGAAAGCCUGCAAGACCUACUGUUAUCCAGUAAUUCCCUUCAGCAACUGCCAGAGUCUAUUGGUUCCCUGAAGAAGGUAACAACACUUAAAAUUGAUGAAAACCAGUUAAUUUAUUUGCCAGACUCCAUAGGAGGGUUAAUAUCAGUGGAAGAACUGGAUUGUAGUUUCAAUGAGAUUGAAACAUUGCCUUCGUCUGUUGGGCAGCUCUCUAAUAUAAGGACAUUUGCUGCAGAUCAUAACUUUUUAACACAGCUGCCAUCAGAGAUUGGAAACUGGAAGCAUGUAACAGUGUUGUUUCUGCAUUCUAAUAAGCUUGAAUUUCUCCCUGAAGAAAUGGGUGAUAUGCAGAAAUUAAAAGUCAUCAAUCUGAGUGACAAUAGACUGAAGAGUUUGCCAUUCACCUUUACAAAACUGCAACAGCUCACUGCUAUGUGGCUAUCAGACAAUCAGUCUAAACCACUUAUCCCUCUUCAAAAAGAAGCUGACCCUGACACACAGAAAACAGUGCUUACUAAUUACAUGUUCCCCCAGCAACCAAGGACUGAGGAUGUUAUGUUCAUAUCUGAUAAUGAAAGUUUCAAUCCAUCUCUGUGGGAGGAACAGCGGAAACAGCGUGCUCAGGUGGCAUUUGAGUGUGAUGAAGAUAAAGAUGAGAGAGAGGCUCCACCUCGGGAAGGCAACCUGAAGAGAUAUCCAACUCCGUAUCCUGAUGAAUUGAAGAAUAUGGUCAAAACAGUCCAGACAAUUGUACAUAGGCUAAAGGAUGAAGAAUCUACUGAAGAUAUUGCAAGGGAGCCAAAACGAGAAGGCCAGACGGUUUCUGUAAAAGAUGUGGGGGUAAAGACUUCAGAAAUUGCUUCAAUAAAGAAUAAAGCAGAUGAGAGAAAGCAGUAUUCAGCAGGAAGCUCUGUGCAGAAGCCUACUGAACCAGAAGCAGAGCACAGCACUGCAAAUUCACAGAUGACUGCACUUGUUAAAACCUUGCAGAACACGAAAACAAUUGUCAACCAUGAAGACACGCUCGAGCAGGAGUCAGAAGAACUCUCCUCUGAUGAAGAGAUGAAAAUGGCAGAAAUGAGACCACCGCUGAUAGAAACCUCCAUAAACCAACCAAAAGUGGUAGCUCUUAGCAAUAACAAAAAAGAUGAUUCAAAAGAUGCUGAUUCCUUAUCAGAUGAAGCUACCCACAAUAGCAAUCAGAAUAACAGCAACUGUUCCUCUCCUUCUCGAAUGUCAGAUUCUGUUUCCUUAAAUACUGAUAGUAGCCAAGAUAUUUCUCUCUGUUCUCCAGACAAAGAAACACAUGCUGCUGUUUUAUCCAAGAUCAGGCGAGAAGAUGAAAAUAUGAAUAAUCUUUUGCAAAAUGGAGGUGAAUUGAGCAUUACGUUAGAAGAAAAAAUAGAUGUGCAAGAGAAGGUUACAAAUUUGUCUGAAUAUGAAUUAAGCAUUGAAGAAAGAUUAAGCUUGAUAGGAAGAGGUGGUGAUCUAAGCACUCCUACGGAGGAGUCUCACAAAUUAGACCAAAUAAACAUGAAUAUCAAUAAACUGGUUAGUGGAGAGGCAGUGCCACUUCCUGUAGAAAGGUUACAAACACAGGAAAUAGUUUCAGUGAAGGGUUUCUUAAAUAACAACAUGAGAGAAGAAAGUGAGCACUUGGAAAAUGGAAAUAAAUAUCCUAUAAAUAAAGUAAAUGGACAUCCUGAGGAAGCAGUACAGUCUCCCAGUAGAGAUGAACUAACAAGAAGCACUACAGUUGAUGGCGACUCUGCUGAGCUGUCUGUUUCGAGGAGCACUGAAGAUUUGUCCCCACAGAGAAGUGGUCCUGUGAUGAAAUCUCACAGCAUCACCACUAUGGACACUGGUGGUCUGAAAAUCUACGACAUUGUCAAUGAGAAUGGAUCUCAACAAGCAAACUCAGUGGUAAAAUUGGCAUCUGACAGUGCAGAUGGAAAAAACAUAGUCCGAAGUAAAUCCGCUACUCUUCUGUAUGAUCAGCCUUUGCAGGUUUUUCCUGGGUCAUCGUCAUCAUCUGAUUUAGUAUCUUCUACAAAAACUGUGUUCAAGUAUGACUCAAAUCACAAUCCGGAAGGUGCUAAUGUAGUGAGAGGAUCAGUGACAAGUGGUGCACAGAUGUUCUGCGCCCCCCAGUAUAAUAUUCAGUACAGCAGCAGUGCAACAGCGAAAGAUGCCUUGUGGCCUCAGAAACAAAACACCCAAGUAGAACAAGGCAGCUUACCUCCUUCACGUCUGCUUAGGUCUGACAGUGCAGAAACCCCCAGCUAUGUAAAGCAUUCUGCCAAUAUGAAUUUCUCCAAUCAUAACAAUGUCCGAGCCAGUGCUGUGUAUAACACUCAUCAACGGAUGGCGGGGAGACAUAUCGAUAUGUGGGCUAUUCCACCAAAUGAUAGACUACUGCCAGGAGCAACCAGACACACUCUUCAAAGGCAGAGCAGUGUGUCUUCUACAGCUUCUAUAAAUGUUGGGGAUACUGGACCGUCAAGGCGGACCCAGGUUUCUGAAGGGGACUAUUUAACAUACAGAGAUUUGCAUUCAAUGGGAAGAGCUCCACCAGUAAUGUCUGGGCAACAGAGACCUCUUUCUGCCAGGACAUACAGCAUUGAUGGUCCAAAUUUACCCCGACCGCAGAGUGCUCGGCCAUCAGUGAAUGAAAUACCAGAAAGAACUAUGUCAGUUAGUGACUUCAAUUACUCACGGACUAGUCCUUCAAAGAGAUCAAACCCAAGGGUUAACUCUGAGCACUCUUUAUUAGACCCUCCAGGAAAAAGUAAAGUCCCUCAUGACUGGAGGGAACAGGUGCUGCGACAUAUUGAGGCUAAAAAGCUAGAAAAGAGCAUGCUGUCUAGGUCCUUUAAUUCCAAUUAUGCUCCAGUUAGCAGCUUUCACUAUGGCAGCUCUAGGGAUCUGCAUGGCAGCCAGGGUAGUGUUGCCUUGAGUGUUGCUGACGGAAGAGGUUCUGGUGUGCACAUUGUUCGACAUCCCCAGGCUUCUGCUCCAGGAGACCAAUGCCAGGAUGAAGUUUUCAUUUCAGGACAGCAGAAUUACUCAUCUGCUACGCUUAGUCUCAAAGAUGUUCCUCCGGACAGCAUGAAGAAAAUAGCUGUGCAGAUACCUUUGACAAAUGGACAAAUGUGCCAGCCUCAAAGACCUCAGGCAAACUACAGCCAAGUCCAUCAUCUCCCUCCUCAAUCAUCAGUAGCAAGACAUCCAUCUAGAGAGCAAUUAAUUGAUUAUCUGAUGUUGAAAGUUGCCCACCAACCUCCCUAUACCCAGUCCCAGUGUUCUCCCAGACAAAGCCACGAAUUGCCAAAGCAAGAGAUUCGAGUGAGAAUUGACAAGGAUCCAGAACUUGGAUUUAGUAUAUCAGGAGGAGUUGGUGGUAGAGGGAAUCCAUUCAGACCUGAAGAUGAUGGUAUAUUUGUAACCAGAGUACAACCAGAAGGACCAGCAUCUAAGUUGUUGCAGCCUGGAGAUAAAAUAAUUCAGGCUAAUGGAUACAGUUUCAUCAAUAUUGAUCAUGGACAAGCAGUAUCAUUGCUAAAGACUUUUCAGAAUGCAGUGGAACUCAUCAUUGUGCGAGAAGUUUCUUCAUAAAUACUGUGGAUUGGGGAGAAGAGCCAGCAGGAUUCGUUGAAGGACUUAUGGGAAACUGAAUAUUUUGCCUAUUUUUAUACGUGAAAGGAACUUGAAAAGAAUUAUGAUCAAAAUUUGUACAGGAAAUACCAAACUUGUGGUUAAAGGGGGAAAAACCACUGUAUAGAGCGUACAGGAAAUCAUUUUGGAAAUGCAUAUGGUGAAUAAACUUGUUUUUAAGCAUUAUAACAAUCUAAGGAUCAUGCCUCCAAGAACAAACCUGUGUUGCUUUUUUUUGUACAGAUGGUAGGUUUAUUUUUGGAUAAUUCAUACACAUUACUAAACUUUGUGCAAGGCUUUGCAAAGCCUCAGUUGUAGCCAAUGGACAGAUGGCAGGGCUGUCUAUCCUGUAGCUGUUUAUUGCCUUUAUUUUUAUUCACCAGAUAUUAAUGUGUUAUGCUGAAACCAAUUCUGUAGAUACGGACAGGAGAUAUGAAAUGUUGGGUUUGCUAUGUGCACAUUGUAUAGAUGAAUGGGUAGAUGGAAGGUGGUGCUGGUUGGACAGAAUAAAGGUCAGGUGAAACAACUAUCUGCUAUCUAAGUUUGGAGUCAGGAAAGAAGAAAAAGCGUUUAGUUCUGGAGUGUACGUCUACCAAUAGAAAAUGCAAUAAAAGCUUACGGUGUUUUUUAGGAAGACUGUAACUACAAAUUUGUAAUAUUCUACAGGAUUUGUUCUUAAUAUAGUCAUUGAAUAUUCAUUUGCCACAUGUGAUUCAUGUUUAGUUUGGUUUUCCUGCAUACAUAAUUUUUUCAACUGUACUGUGGAAAUGUGCCCAGAGGUUUUUCUCUGCCGUGGAAAUCCCCAAUUUUGUGCAAAUGGUAAUACUUUUAUCUUUAUAAAAAGUACUCCAUUUUAACCUUAUAGAUUUUAAAAAUGAAACUGAAAUGGCCAGUUUUUAAGGUUGUUGCCUGUAAUAUAUAUUUAAACACACACAACGUAAAUGAUGCAGGAAGGGUUAUGAAAGACAUCUCGAUUUUGUUUGGCCUUUGCAUUGCCUUGUUAAUCAAAAAGGAAACCAUACGCAUGGAGCUAGGUAACCAAAGCAAGUUUGUGAAACUUUGAACAGUGAUGGAGAACUGCUGUGGUGAGAUGGAGAGCAAAGCCAGGGUGUUCUUACAACCCACCAGUUCGUAACAAUGUUUCUUAAAGGGCUGUUCCUACAGGUAACAUUAAAUGUGAACUAGACACUUCAGAGUCAUUAAAGGGUUUCUAACUAUAUUAAUGUUAAUAGUGAUUUACCACAGGCUGCCUUUGUUCCUUAUUACUGUAUAAAAAUAUUCAAUUAUGCUUCUAUUAAUUUUGUUUACCAGAAACAUUAACUUCAUUUCUCUCUUUCUCCUUUGUAAUUGAAUAGAGACUGCAUAAUCUGCAGUGAUAAUUAAUACACGGUUGUUAUGGACCAGUGGGAAAAGUGCCAUAGAAGACCAAUAACUGUUUUUAAUCAGGGCUAAUGAUUAGCCUGUCAUCGGAGCAAUAUUCAGUUAUUGCAGUUCAUUUUUAAUUACAUGUAAGUUGGUAGUUCGAGACAGGUAUGAGUUGCUUUUUUCAACCCAUGUGUACAAAAGUAAAUGCUUUUAAUAAAGCUAGCAAAAACACCAGCCUCCUUUAGUUUUUGGACAAUAAGCAGGAAGAGGGGAAUUAUACAUAGCUAGCGGUAAUAAACAGGCAGUACUU
Messenger RNA from Grus americana (Whooping crane), 6880 nucleotides. It is a transcript of the gene ERBIN, whose product is annotated as erbb2 interacting protein. Gene Ontology annotation, biological process: neurotransmitter receptor transport, endosome to postsynaptic membrane; neurotransmitter receptor transport postsynaptic membrane to endosome. Lineage: Eukaryota; Metazoa; Chordata; Aves; Gruiformes; Gruidae. The record is from RefSeq and is a predicted model, not a curated record. Gene Ontology annotation, cellular component: postsynaptic membrane; postsynaptic density; adherens junction. The transcript has 29 exons. Bases 799 to 5166 code for a protein of 1455 amino acids. Gene Ontology annotation, molecular function: protein binding.